CACGCGUCGAAAUCUGCCAAAUUCCGUUCUUCGCCCCCGACACCAUGAUUCGCUUCUUCCUCUUGCAAAAUAGACAAGGGAAGACCCGCCUCUCCAAGUGGUACGUGCCCCCGCCGCCUGAUCUCGAGAAGCCGCGUCUCGAAGCUGAAAUCCAUCGCCUCGUUGUCGCACGCGACGCCAAACACACCAACUUCAUUGAGUUUCGUUCGUACAAGCUGAUUUACCGCCGAUAUGCCGGUCUCUUCUUCAUCGUGGGUGUGGAUUUGCAUGCAAACGAACUGUUGUGCCUCGAAACGAUCCACUUGUUUGUCGAGUUGCUGGACCAACAGUUCUCCAACGUGUGCGAGCUCGACAUUGUAUUCAACUUCAACAAGGUGUACUCGAUGCUCGAUGAAUACAUUCUCGGCGGCGAAGUCCAAGAAACAAGCAAGCGCGAGAUGCUCGAUCGCAUUCGCGAGCUGGAAAAGCUCGAGUAAUCGUCGUCGUUUUCUGUUGCAAAGCACGGAUGCACGACUCUCUAGUACACCACCUCAACCCAUGAAAUUUGUUUCUUCUCUCGCAA
This is a messenger RNA of Aphanomyces invadans, 562 nucleotides long. Its product is annotated as AP-2 complex subunit sigma-1. Gene Ontology annotation, biological process: protein transport; clathrin-dependent endocytosis. The transcript has 3 exons. Gene Ontology annotation, cellular component: AP-2 adaptor complex; intracellular membrane-bounded organelle. NCBI's taxonomy places the organism in Eukaryota, Oomycota, Saprolegniomycetes, Saprolegniales, Verrucalvaceae. Gene Ontology annotation, molecular function: clathrin-cargo adaptor activity. The record is from RefSeq and is a predicted model, not a curated record. The coding region runs from base 45 to 476 and encodes 143 amino acids.